AUGCAUACCCCAACUUCCCUUGAGGCCUUCGAGCACAAGGAGGCUAUUGAGAUGCACAGCUUUAAUCCUGCCAUCAGUCUCACCCGGGGUCUCCCUCAAGGCAUUGAUGCCGACAUCCUGCUGCUCGGGGUCAAAGACGUUCGCGAUAUCCUUUACACAGUCUAUGCCAACAAUGGCUUCCCUGAGCGCAAAAUUGACAUCACCGUGUCCCGCGACAUCACCCUCUACACCAUCCUCCUUGACAAUGACGAAACCGUCUCAUUCGACCGCAUUUGGGAUCUCUACUACAACCUCUACAUUGCCAGCACUGACCUAGACUACUACGAGUCCCACGUCACCAAGCUGAUCACCCUCUCCAGUUCACCCUCAUCCUGGCAAGCUGGCCCGUACGCCUCAACCAUUCGCUUCUGUGACGAAGCAUCGCUCAAGCUCCUCAAUAAAGUCUGGCGAGACGCCGUCCAGAUCUCUGUCAACAGGAAGUCCUCCCAAGAAUGGUUCCAGAAGGGCCUGCAGGAGGCAAACGCCCAACCGAACCCGUGGAAGGGCGCCAGAAGAGUUGGCUGGCGAUCUCUCGCUCCGCUGUAUUCGCGUACCGCGGGCAAGAUGCUGCUUGAGCUAACGGAACAGCACUGGGGCACGGGGAGGUCGUUCCCUAGGUCUGAUGACGACACGAGCGAGCUGUUUCCCAAUCCGAGUUUUGGUGUCGCUAUUCGGAGGCCGAGUUUGUUGACGUACCCAACGGAUCCCCUGCUGAGCUUCCAUCUCGCUGCUGCUAUUGCCAGGUUGCAUGAUGGGUCACCUCUGAAGCUGGAUGACAGAGAUGGGGAGGAUAAUCACCAGAAGAGGAUGUACGAAGUGGCGAGGCUGCAGUUUAAGGAGUGGAUCGAGGCGUUUAGGCUGGCGAGGGACAAGGUGACGCUGAGGUUUGAGGUCGCGGAUUGUUUUGCGUUCUGCUAUACGCUCAGGCAUGCGGAUGAGACGGGGGAAAGGUGUGCGCAUUGGUAUCGGGCCCGGGUUGGCGUUGAGCCGCUUGUUCUGGGGGAGGAGUACGGCAGUGAUGGUACCGCGCCGAAGAAGUUUGAUGUUGUUGACACAGCUACUCGGUCCGAUCAGGCGGGCAUCCUUAACCUGCUGGUGGCUGCCAAGCCGCUGCUGAAGGACGCCCCGUCGUCGACCCUCUACACCGAUACCGCCCACGCCAUCCAGGAUAUGGGCAAGUACGAGGAGCUUCUCCUCGGCCGGACGACUACCCUCUCAACCCUCCUCGGCCUGUACCCGAUCACCGGUCUAACAGCCUCCAAGCCGUUGAACGCCGUCGACGAGAUUCUCACAGCCUGGCAAGAUCCGGCCCCCACCCCACAAGAAGGCCAGCCCGAGGCGGUCGGUACCGAAGAAAAGAAGGAGUCCGCUACCCACAAGAGCUACGGCUUCCGGCUCGCCUGGAAACUCGCCGACCGCAUGGUCUGGCACGGGCAGGACCUGCCUGGCAGUCUCGAGGUUAAGGAAGAUGAUCUGCUUGUGUUGGCUAACAAGCUGUACUUUGAUCUCUUCGAGUACCCGCACAAGGUGAACCAGCUGCCUGAAGAGGCAGAGCAGGUUGCGCACUUGAAGAAGGGCAAGCGCAUGCAGUACCAUGCCGGCUCGUUCGCGGCUAUCUUGACUGCGCUGUGCAAGCAUACCCAAGUUGAUCCGUACUCGUUGGUGUCCAAGCUCGAGACGAGGAUCAACGGGUACUGGGCGACGGUUGCCGGGCUGUAUGAGAAUAACGUGCAGCAGUUGCUUGCGGAGUUCCUGCUUACUAUGCCUGCCGAGGUGAGGCAGACGCCGAUAAACAGGCCGAGCUGGAUGGGCUUGUACAGCUGGAAGGACGUCCCGCCCGUCGUGGCAGUUACGAUUGCCAUCCCGUGGGAGCACUGGAGUGCGGUGAUGAACAGGACGAGGAUUGGGGAUCUGGCGGUGAUGAACGGCUAUGUGGCUUUCCCGCAUAAGGAUAAGGUUAUUGAGAAAAGGGUCUACUGCGAUAUUCAGAUCGCGUUUGGCGAGCCCGUCACGCAGGGAAAGCCGGACGAGGAUGACUUUGCCAUUGCGAUUGACGAGCAGAACGACCAGGAGGCGAAAUGCCCCAUGAUUGUCACGUUCAACGCCCUGACGGAAGAUUUCCGGAGUGAUGGCUACGUCGGCUUCCGCUGCAAGCGCACCCGGCACAACACGGAUGGCUCGGAGGAGGAGACGCAGAACAGGUUCUACGAGUACCGCGUUCCUAUCAUCUCUCCCAACGUCCACGUGUCGAAGUUCCGGCCGGGCCAGACAGGCCACAAGAUCAACGAGACUCACCUCCAGGGCUGGGCCGCCCGAGCCACGGCGCUGGAAACCCCCUCGCCAGAUGCCAGCUUCCCGGUCACCUUCGACGACAAGUCCGAGAACAUCACCAUGCUCACGGGCCACUUAAGCAUCACCUCCGACAAGGGCAAAGAGCUCCUCGCGGCCAAGGUCCCCAUCGUCCUGCAACAAUUCGACCCUUUCACUAUCAACAUCGCCUUCGGCAAAGCCAAGAUUAAGAAAGACCUCAUCCUGCCCCUCACCUUCCCCGCUCCCGUCACAAAGGAAGGCAGCAAGACCCGCAUCGCCCGCACCUCAGGCUACAUCGAGAUCGACGCGCCGAUGGUCAAGACUAUGGAGCCCGUUCUGGAUGAUUAUAUCCUGCCCACCACACUCUACAAACAGCCCUCCACGGACAGCAUCACCCCCGUCACCCUCAACACCCCCCACAUCAACCUCGAUACCCUGCCCAUCCUCGCCCUAGACGACAAGUCCCGCAUCCGCUUUCUCACCACCCUCACCUCGCUCACCUUCUCCUCGCGUGACAGACAGCUCCGCGAAGAAAUACGCCGCGCGCAAGACGCCAAGAAGCAGCUUGACACCCCGCCCCCGGCGCGCCUAAAUAUCAAGGAGUCGCUGUUUACAAUGUUCAUGCUCGCUUCCGGUCUACAAGGCGGACAGACGGGUCUGUUCACACUUACACACCCCAAGCGUGGAGGGAACCACAUGCUUUUCUUGGUGUCUGCUAUCAGGCUGGAUCCGGCGCAUGGCAGUGUGGUGCUGGAUGCAGCCGUCCUGCCUGUGACGACGGACUUGAUCAGCGAGCAUCGGAUCGACGAGUUUUUGGUCACGCUGCGGGCUGUGGAAAGUUGUACGUUGACGGUGGAUGAUGCUGAGUUAGAGGCGUGGAAGAAGAUGCUGCCUGCGCUGGCGGAGCGGUGUCGGACGUGGGAGCAUGAUAGGGAGAAGUGUGAGUAUAUCAAGACGGGGAAUGUGCCUAUCAGUUUGAAGGAUGGUGAUCCCGUGCUGUGCAGCUGUGGGAUGGGUAAACUGCCAGAGGGGUUUAGCCCGCUACCGCUGUGGGACGACGGGCCGAGUAAGUACGCAACUAGAAUUGCGAUUAGCCCCGUGUAUGCGACUGCGCUUGUGGAGAAGGUGGUCGAUCCGCUGUUGACGGUGGAGGGACUUCAGAGGGAGGAGAGAAAGAAGGCAAAGCAGAAGAGAGAGUGGGAGGAGGAAGAGGAGCGGAAGGAAAAGGAGGCGAAGGGGGAGAAGGACAAGGAUGGGGACGUGGAAAUGGCCGAGGCCGGGGAGGAGGAUGAUUUUGACUAUCCGUCGACCAUCACGGAGGAUGAUGAGGAGUAUAAGCGGAUAAGGUGCUGGAAUUGUGGGAAGAUGGAGGGCGAAGAUGGGGUGACGUUGAAGAGGUGCUUGCGGUGUCUUGAGGCGAGGUACUGCUCGUCGCAGUGUCAGAAGAAGGACUGGAAGAAGCAUAAGAUGGAAUGUGAGGAGGCCGACGUGUAUCAUCAAGAAGAACAGCAGCAGCAGGCUCAGCCUCAGCCUCAGCAGUCAUCGUGA
Thermochaetoides thermophila DSM 1495 is the source of this 3897-nucleotide messenger RNA. RefSeq lists its product as uncharacterized. Bases 1 to 3897 code for a protein of 1298 amino acids. Gene Ontology annotation, molecular function: DNA-binding transcription factor activity, RNA polymerase II-specific. Gene Ontology annotation, biological process: regulation of transcription by RNA polymerase II. Gene Ontology annotation, cellular component: nucleus. Lineage: Eukaryota; Fungi; Ascomycota; Sordariomycetes; Sordariales; Chaetomiaceae. The transcript is spliced from 2 exons. The record is from RefSeq and is a predicted model, not a curated record.